GAUGAGGUUGAGGAUUUGGACAGUGCGAUUGAAGUGGUGUUAUUCAUAUGAAAGUGUAAAGUUCUAACCUAUUAGUUAUAGUAAGUUGCACGGUUACAGAUGGUUUGAAUGAGCUUUCAGUUUGAAGUGGAAAUCUGAACUUGUGUUACCAAUAUUGCUGAUUAUAUAGGCGUUUCUAUGUGAUAUUAUUCAUAGUAUUUGUAAAUUUGGAAAGAGAAGAUUUAUUGUGAUGAGAAGUAGAGAAGUUUUUACACAAAUAUUGCAUGAAAUAUUGUUAGUUAGACUUUGCCUGAAAAGUGAAAUCUAGUGAAAAUUAACAGCUUGUUUAUGUGACGACUUUCAGUUUUUGAUCUAAAGUAAUUUUGUUGAAAAGUAGAUUUAAACGUACUAAAGUUAGUACAGUUUUAUAUUAUUAUAGUUACCUUUAACUGUUACAGUUAGCUAUGUCUCAUAGUAAUACAAAUAGUGAUAGUGUCAGUGAUAAAGUUGGAAUGCUGUGUUGUGAGAAAGGAAAAGGAGAACCAAAUUGUAUCGUUGAAAGUGAAUUGAACUCUUCAGAAGCUCAGAGACACUUAGUCUAUAACAAAGUACUUCCUUAUAGUGACAAAUUAGAUGAUGAAUCUGAAAAGCUUUUAUCCGAGGUUAAAGGCAACCUUGGGAAAGCCAUUUUGAUGCGUGAAAUUGUUCCUGGAACAGGAUACUGGACUUCUCACUUAGUCAAAUAUAUCCGACUAUAUGGGCGAAGGUUUUCCAAGGAAGAUCACAUUCACUUUAUUAAACUAGUGUUUGAAUUAAUUAUUAUUCCAGACUUGGAUUUAAAUGUAAUUUGUCAUCUGGCUCAACUUCUGAAUCUCCUCCUCAAGAAAAAGAAACUGUUAUCCAGAGCUGAGCUGGAAGUCCCAUGGAGGCCUCUUUAUAAUUUAUAUAAAAAUGCCUUGGACUCGUCCUAUGAACACUUAGGGAUGUUAUUGUUGCCUCGAAACUUGGAAGAUACCUUGAAGACAAUGAUACGCUCUUGCAGAGUAUAUUUUUCAGUGGAAUCCACACAAGAAAUGUUGACAGAAUGGCGACCUCUGAUAUGUCCUUUUGAUGUGACUAUGAAUAAAGCUAUGAUGUACUUUGAGCUGUUUUUACCUACUCUGUUGGGCCCUGAUAAUUAUGAUAAAGGAUUCAGGUUAUGGUUUGAAGAAUUUAUGGAGAUUUGGGAUUCUUUUCAAAACUCUCCUACAUGGGAAAAUAGUCUUGUCUGGCUUUUUUCUCGACUUGCUCACGACAAUAUUGGUUAUAUUGACUGGGAACCUUACAUUCCAAAAAUAUUUACCAGACUUCUUGACAGCUUUAACCUUCCUGUUGGUCAGAACAGUGUUCAAGUUAACCGAAUAAAUUCAACAUUUGAUGUAGUUCCCUCUGUAAACUGGAUUGCAUCAAUGGAAAAGUACCACUUUUCUUGGGAGACACCUAUUCCAGAAACCAGUAAGUUGAAAGAAGACGAUGUUACAAAGUUUGUAGAGAGCAUCAAGCCAGUAGUUUUGUUAUCUAUGUUUAGUAAGGCAGGUAGUACUGAUUCUGCUGCUGCACUACAAAAUCUUGCUACUGUUCGACCAGAAAUUGUGAUACCUCCAGUUUUAGAUCGCCUGUACUCCUCACUAGAAACACUAACAGAACCUCAUCGAUUGACUGCUACAAUGCAGUGUAUUGUGUCUGUUGCUAGAGCUUUAGUACAAGGGUCUAAUCGGUUUCCUGAAGGUCCAUCCCAUGUGGUUCCUUUACUGAUGGGAUCUUUACCAGGUAUAGACCCAAAUGACAUCAGAAAGUGUAUGGUAACAUUUCAGUUCAUCUCAACAUUCACUACAUUGAUUCCAUUAGUUGACUGUUCAAAGGCUGUACAGUAUCAUUCAGACUUAACAGAGCUUGAGCAGGAAAUAUGCUUAGCAACAGCAGAGUUUGAAGAUUUUGUUCUUCAGUUCAUGGAUAGGUGUUUUGCACUGAUUGAAAACAGUAGCCUUGAACAUCCAGCACGACUUGACAGAGAUACUGAGAAAAUGAAUCUAGAAGAGAAUGUUUUGGAAAUAGGUUUAACCUCCACAUUCAGCAGCAUCUUAACACAGUCAUCUCCUGAAAUCUUUAAGGCAGCACUUCGUAAACUUUAUUCAUUUGUAUCGAGCCACAUCCUAGAGACCAAAGUAUCAGGAAGGUUUGCAGCGAACAUGUGUCGAUCUGCUGCAAGGGUAAAUCCUGAGGCUACUCUUCGAUUAUUUUUACCACACUUUUGUAAACUUGUCAUAACUUUAACAGAAAGUGAAGAUGUUGCAAAGGAGGAGAUUUUAGAUGAGGAACUUUUGUUCAGUCUUCUUUUGUUGUCAGAGGUUGUCAGAUGCAAUGGAGUUUAUUUGCUACAGUACAGAAACUAUAUUGAAAGCGUUCUCCAUCGUACACUUCACCUUACCAAUAAACAGGGAUACCUUCUUACAGGAUCAUUGCUGCGAUACACCUUGAAAGCUUUAACAACAGUCUAUCCCCUAGACUUCCGCAGUACAAAAAUGCCAGUGGAGGAUUGUUGUUCACUUGAGCAGCACUUGCCUAUAAAGGAUUGGGGAAAGCCAGGAGAUAUAAAAGACCUGGGUGUUCAGUGGCAUUUGCCUUCAGAUGAAGAGAUAAGUUUAGCUCAAGACUUAUUAGAAUCUUUCUUGAAACCUGAACUGGAAGAACUGACAAAAUGGAAAAAACAAGAACUAUCUUUAACCAGGGAAGAACUUCAAAGAUCAUUGAAUAUUGUUCAUGAAUGUGUCAUUGGUGCAGGAGCUGCUCUUCCUGUAUGGAAAAUAGAAGCUAUUCAACUGUCUGAUAGUUUUGUUCCAAUCCAUUGUUCUCGAGUAAAAGAAGUUGGGCAUAAAGCAAUUGAUUUCAAGGAUGGAAGAAACAUCAGACAGACAGUAGUCAGUUCGUUAAAGGAGGUUUUAGAUCACAUCAUGAAUACAUGUGAAGAUGACACCAAGUCUCUCUUUCUUAUUAUCAAGAUUUUUGUGUCUUUAAUGAUCUUCUGGGGUGUUGAUAAAACAGAGUUUGAUACCAGGUGGAAGAGCUUCCAUGUUGUUAAAAAGGCAUUAGAGAAUAAGCUUGUUGGAAGUAAGCAACACAUCAGAGCCCUCUUGGUUGAUAGAACUCUAUUACAACAUGAGGUGCGUGUGUUGGAACUUCAACGAAUGCCUUUUUCAACCAUACACAAGGAGCUGAUGAAUGAUCUACUUCGUUUAGCUACAAGCCAUUAUAGUGAAGUAAGAAUUAAAGCCCAGAGUACACUACAGGCCUGCUUUAGGUUAUUUCCACUCUCCUACAAGAUCUUCCUUCCUGAUAUUUUGAAUCUUCUCACAGUGGAUACUGUUGUUUCGCAUGAGAAGUUUAAAGGUUCCUUGUUCAUUCUUCUGGGCCAGAAACAAAAAUCUCCUUUAAUUCUACAUGAUUGGGAUGUCCUGAAGAAAACCUGGCCUGCCAUUAUUAAGGCACAACAUUCGGAGAAGCCAUCUAUAAUUAAUUUGCUAAACCAGAUCUCGGAAAACAUACAGAAGUACAUGAACACACCUCAGUUACAGUUAAAGGUUUCAGCAAACUGUUUGGAAGCUGCAAUGACACUCUGGUGUAGAACAAAGCCUUUACCAUCUUUGGAAUGCCCCACUGACAAAGAAAUUGAGGAAGGAAAACAAAAGGAACUCAGAAAGAAUGAAAUGAACAUUAGCAACUACCAGGACCUAGUGAAAAGUUUAGUAGACUUGAUUGAAAAUGGAAACCUUCAUUGGCGGCAUAAUCAUCUUGCCCUGAUAAUGCUGAAGAUGUUGAUUCGGCAUGAUGUUGCUUUUCCACAUGAAGCUGUUAAACUCUUUGCCCAGCAUCUUGUUCAUGAUACUCUAAUGAUGCGCAAGAUUGCCAUCACUGCAGUUGCUGCAAUCCUGAAACAACAAAAAAGAUGCCAUGUGGUAGAAACACUGGAUAGCUCGAAAGUGAAUGUCAACUCAUUACAGCUUCAUCCUGCCUUGUUAGAAAGCUGUGGUCCUUUGAUUGAUAAACCAGCCAACUUAUGGCUGCAGUAUAACAGUCUAAGUCCACCAGAUACUCAGGAGAAAUGGGAUAAUCAUCAGUUUGUUCACAAGACACAUGUGGGCUUUUAUAUAUGUGAUGGACAGUUGAAGGUUUAUGCCCCGGACAGUAAACAGCCACUUUUGGAUCGACAAAGAGCUGAUCUUUCAGAGGGUGAAAUGGCUAUAUAUGAUGCCUUCAGCAAUCAGCAGUUUGUAGAUCAAUUGAUGAAUUAUUUGUCAUUGGAGGAGAGAAAAGGGCAGGACAAGUUUGAUGCUAAACGGUUUCACAUGUUCAAGAUUACUCUAAUUUUUAUUUGCCCAUUUUUCAGGUUACUUAGCAAAAUUUUUAUGUAUGACAUGUCUUUUCCUCGAGCUUCCAAAUGUUUGGCUCUUGCCCCAAAGCGUGACCCUUUCAUAAGGGAAGUCUUACCCACUCUUACACUUCUAACUGUAGAAAGUGUAGAUAGCAAUCAGAGUACUCCAGAUUCUGACCCGUCUGAUCUAGAUAAUAAAGACUUGAUGGUAUCAACUCCAAAGAGUAUUUCCACUGAUAGCUUUAUCCAUAAUUCACACUUGAACUGUAUCAAUGGUCUUGAACAGCCAGAGGAGAGGAAGAAGGCUGCAAAUCUUUGUAAAAUUGUGUGUAAAUGGCUUGUGAUUACCAUAACAAGAACUCCUUUUUGUGCCCCUCCAGAAGUUUUCCGCUUGCUACGUGUGCUGUGCAUAAUGCAGAGCGAUACCACUGAUGAUGAGUUACAAAAAGAGUGUACAGUUGCACUAGCAGUGAUGGGCCAAGCAGUUUUGCAACUAGAAGUGUUGGAAGCUGCUAUCAGUACUAUGAAACAGGUUCGUGAGAGCAAUUCUUGGCAUGCUCGGGUUGCAGCCUUGUCUUACCUACAGGUCAUGGUAUUUUCCAACCUCUUCAUGGUGAUGCACCAGCCUCAAUGGGUAGAGGAAAUCACAAAACUGGUUGUUAGUUUGUUGGAGGAUGAGAGGGUUGAGGUUCGAGAAACAGCUGCGGAAACACUUGGAGGAUUUCUUCAUUGUGAAUUUGUCAAGGUUACAGAAGAACUAUUAGAGAGUUUCAAGGUUAAGUGCAGGAAGAAACUGAAGAAAAGAAAGAUGCAAGAUAGAGCCUCUGGCUUAUCAAUAGUAGACCUUCAAGAGCUCACUGAGAGACAUGCUGGGAUACUUGGCUUGUGUGCAUGUGUGAAUGCUUAUCCGUAUGAUGUUCCAGAGUUCCUACCUGAUGUGCUGGUUAUGUUAGGAGAUCACCUAAAUGAUCCUCAGCCAAUUCCUUCUACAAUCAAGAAGACGCUUUCCAAUUUCCGCCGCACACAUCAUGACAGCUGGCGAGAUCAUAAAUUAAAAUUUACUGAUGAUCAGCUAGCUGUUAUUACAGAUCUUUUGGUUUCACCAAGCUAUUAUGCUUAAUAUCAGGUGCUAGAUAAAGGAUGAAGAGAUGGAAACAAAAAGUUAUCUGAUACUGUAAAGAUAGCUUAUUCUAAAUGCUCUUAAAGAAGAAAUUUAUAAUAAUUUGUUUUCAAAAAGAGCUUGAGAUAGAGCUUGGAGAUGUUUUGUAUGAAACUUAUUGAUAUAUGAUACUUUAUAAAAGUUAUUAAAAAGUGAGAAAAGAAAAUGUUAAUGUAUCAGUUCCUUAACUGCCAUUAAAUAAGCUGGACUUCAGCCACAUAGGUUUAUGAUUUUGUAGUGAAGUGAAAUUUUUAAUAUUUAAAAUGGUAAAGCUGUCCUUUUAUGAACAAAGUUUGACAAAUACAUAAAACGACUUGACGAACUCUACAAUCUGAAAUAUAUAUUUGUGAGGUUGAAAGUUUGCUCAAACUUCACGUAGUUUAUAAGGAAACUUACAAACCAAACACAAAGUCUAAUAUCUAAUUUAAUAAUCAGUCUUUUAUUCCAAGACAAAACCUAAACUAUAGUUUAUAGUUUGAUAAGGAAUAAUGUUAUUACCUUGUAAAAAAAAACAAGCCAUAAACAGUAGUUUUUGUUGUUAUUUAAGGCUAUUAGUUUUGAAUCCAAAUCUUUAAAUUUAAAUUUAUCCAUGAAAUCUUACUGUUUUAAAAAAGAUCACACACUGUACUUUCAGUCUCAAUAUUCAGUUUUAUUAUAAAGUGUCUUCAACAAAAAAAAAGUAACAAUCAAUUUUUUAAUGUACCAAUAUCCAGUUGCAAUUAGCAAAUAGUAGCUAAUCAUCUUCUAAUGAUUUUCUGAAUUAAAAAAAAUUAACAUAACAAUACUUUAUUUUUUUAACCAGUAUUUUUUCAUGUUUAAUUGCAUAUGUGUAUUUCAGCACUUUUUAGUGAUCUUCGUCGUUAGAAAGAAAUAUUUAAUUCAGUUUUCAAGCAAAUACUGCUAGGUUGUGUGUAAAACAAGUAUACAAAUCAGUGUUACAUGUUUUUUUACUUCACAUAUUUUCUAAUCUUAAUUUUUAACACAUACUGAGCAACAUAUAAAUGGAUUUUAAUAGAUGUUUUGGCAAAAACAGCCAUCACAGGAAAAUAAAUUGUAGAAUCCAUUUCUCUGAUGUAUAUGGUUGUAAUGUGACCUAAGUUCAGGUAUGGAUUACAUAGAAGAGUAUUAAUUUGUUAUCUAGAUUGAAGUUUUUAUUUUCUCAAGACCCCCCCCCCCCCCUUCAGUAGCUCAUUGGUAAGCUAAGGAGCUUUUAAUGAACAUGUUCAGGGUAUGAUCCCUCACAGUGAGCACAGCACAAAUUGCCCAUUGUGUAGCUUUGUGCUUAACAACAAAGUGGCACUUAUAUUGUUUUUUCUCAAGCUUCUUGGUUUUUUUUGUUCUUUCUAUUCUUUGAGUGGCUAAUGUUUUAAAAACUGAUAUAAUUCUCAAUGAACCUGUGCUUCAAAUGUUUAUAUAUUACUGUAAUGAGGAAUAUAAAUAUCCACUGCAUUUCUCAUACCUUUUUUUUUGUUGUAAGAACAUUUGCUGAUAAAAUUGAAAAUAUCGUAUCUGGUAUUACCAUUAAAUCGGGAGAGUAAAAUAGUGUUUGUUCAAUAAUGGGUAAAUGAAAAUAAACCAGACGUUCAAUUUGGUAGAAAGUGAGUGAUGUUGUAGUGAACAUUUAAUGAUCUAUGUAUGUUUUAUUUAAAGCCAAUAAAAUUUAAAGAAGUAAGUAAUAACAAAUAGAAUAGCUACAUGUGAAAUUAAUUAUACAGUCAUAUGUUUUUAAGUAUACUGUGUAACCUUUCAAAUCUUCAAGUAAAUUAUUUAAAGUCACUUAUCAUUGCAUGAUGCAAUUGUGUCAUUUUUUUAAACUUGUUUUCCCUGUUGUUGGAAAUGAAAAGUGUCCGUCUUCAAAAAAACUAGCGAACUUUUCAACUUGCUUUUCUGCAGUUGGAAGUUACUACUAAUUCUCCUGAAGUUGCUACAAAAAACUAGUGGAUUAUUUUAACUUGUUUUCCAACAGUUGGAACUAAAUACUAUUUCUCAUUAUGCUGCAAACUAAAGACUAGUGGGUUUAUUGCAUGCACCAUAAAGUUUAGUUCAAUGACAACACAUUUGUGACAAAAUACUUUAAAUUUUAAAUGUGUAACAUUUGCAUAGGAAAGGUUAUUUGCUUUUUAAUUUAUUCAACAUAAUAGUUGGAGAUAUUGUUUUAUACCCAUCAUUAAGUGGACAAUGUAUUUAGCAAAAAAAAUGGUUAGGUAAGAAUUGUGCAUAUCUAUUAAGAUUUUUUUACUGCUGCAGACAAUUUAAUUUUUGUUGAUUCCUUUUUAUUUUUUUAUUAAAUGUUUUACAUAUUAGUAAUUAUAAAUAAUUUAAAGGCAUUGAUGCUUAGCUUAUAACCAUAUGAAGAACCUUAAAAGUUCCUUUCAAUUUCUAACAUCUCAGCGAGUAUUGUCUGAGCUGUAGUGAGUCAAAAAGUCAUACAACUCAAAAGAUAAAUGUGUUUCAUGUUCAAGCAUCAGUGCCUUUAAAUGUUCAAAUUAAAUAAAUGUAGAAAUUUUGUUCUAAGAAAUAAAUUAGUAAUUUCUAGCAUGCAUAGCUAGGGAUAUUUUACAGUAACCUCAAAUAAUAUAUAUUUACCCUAAAAAAACUGAUUCCCUGUACUGUAAGAAAUCUCUAAUUAGAUGUUCUCUAUGUACUUACAUAUAAAUGUAGUUUGGGCAGUUCAGAAAUCAAAUAAAAUUGAAAAUAAAUUUUCA
Messenger RNA from Limulus polyphemus (Atlantic horseshoe crab), 8251 nucleotides. RefSeq names its product proteasome activator complex subunit 4-like. NCBI's taxonomy places the organism in Eukaryota, Metazoa, Arthropoda, Merostomata, Xiphosura, Limulidae. Bases 444 to 5507 code for a protein of 1687 amino acids. The record is from RefSeq and is a predicted model, not a curated record. Gene Ontology annotation, biological process: proteasomal ubiquitin-independent protein catabolic process. The transcript is spliced from 39 exons. Gene Ontology annotation, cellular component: nucleus; cytosol. Gene Ontology annotation, molecular function: proteasome binding; peptidase activator activity.